UUGGCUAAAGGCAAGAAAGAGCCCCGCCCCUAGUCUUAUGACCCGCGCUGAAGCGCCUUGUCCUGGGGUUUGCAGCACUUGUGGUCGGUGGUCCGCGCUCCUCUUGUCCGGGUUCCAGCAAGCUUUUUCCCUGGUGUUGCUGCUGUUGUUGCCACCGCCACCGCCACCGCCACUGCCGCCGCGCCGCCGCCUCCGCCUCCUUUGCGGAAUCAUGGUGUGCUUCCGCUUCUCCCCGGUUCCGGGCUCGGGGCUCGUUCUGCUCUGCCUAGUCCUGGGAGCUGUCUCAUCUUACGCAUUAGAACUUAAUUUGACAGAUUCAGGAAAAGCCACUUGCCUUUAUGCAAAAUGGCAGAUGAAUUUCACAAUACGCUAUGAGACUACAAGCAAAAGUUAUAAAACUGUAACCGUUUCAGACCUCAGCACUGCAACAUAUAAUGGAAGCACUUGCGGGGAAGACCAGAAUGGUCCCAAAAUAGCCGUGCAAUUUGGAUCCGGUUUUUCCUGGGUUGUGAAUUUUACAAAGGAGGGGUCUACUUACUCGAUUGACGGUAUCUCAUUUUCCUACAACAUUAGUGACAACACAACAUUUCCUGAUGCCAAAGAUAAAGGGAUCUUGACCGUUUAUGACCCUGUGCGAUUCAGAAUUCCAUUGAACAACAUCUUCAGAUGCAAUAGUUUAUCGACUUUAGAAAAGGAUGAUGUUGUCCAGUACUAUUGGGAUGUUCACGUACAAGCUUUUGUCCAGAAUGGCACAGUGAGCACAAAAGAAUUUCUGUGUGAAAAAGAUCGAACUUCAACCACUGUGGCGCCCAUCACUCCCACCACCACACUGGCUCCUACUACAACGCCCAUUCCAAAGGAAAAACCAGAGGUUGGGUCCUACUCGGUUAAUAAUAGCAAUGGUACUUGCCUCCUGGCUACCAUGGGGCUGCAGCUGAACAUUACUCACGAGAAGGUUGCUUCGAUUAUUAACAUCAACCCCAACACAACCGACUUCACCGGUAACUGCCAUCCUCAGAGUGCUCUGCUUAGGCUGAACAGCAGCAACAUCAAAUUUCUUGACUUUGUCUUUGCCGUGAAAAAUGAAAACCGAUUCUAUCUGAAGGAAGUGAAUAUCAGCAUGUAUUUGGUAAAUGGCUCUGUUUUCAGCAUCGCAAAUAACAAUCUGAGCUACUGGGAUGCGCCACUGGGAAGUUCUUAUAUGUGCAACAAAGAGCAGACUGUUUCAGUGUCUGGAGCAUUUCAGAUAAAUACCUUUGAUCUAAGGGUUCAGCCUUUCAACGUGAUGGAAGGAAAGUAUUCUACAGCCCAGGAGUGUUCGCUGGAUGAUGACACCAUUCUAAUACCAAUUAUAGUUGGUGCUGGUCUUUCAGGCUUGAUUAUCGUUAUAGUGAUUGCUUACCUAAUUGGCAGAAGAAAAAGCUAUGCCGGAUAUCAGACUCUGUAAUACUGAUCCAUAUGUGAUCUCUGUUACAAAAUAACAAAGCAAGUACAAGUUCCAACAUGCAAUACUGUUCAGUUUGAGGUAUAUUUUAGUUGCAGUUCUGAUCUUAGAAUGGGUGGUGUGGGGGAUUUCGAACUUAAAUAAAUAGAACCCCCCCCUCAAAACUAUAAACUACACAUUAAUCACGUGAUUUUGGGUCUUUCCCCCACCCAGCCAAGGAAUUUAAAACUUAUUUCCACGGCAAAAAAGCAUGUGUGAAAUCACCUGGGUUAUUGGUUCUACUCUAUUGUCUUGAAUUAGUAUUUCUGCAUAUUUGCUCUAGGUAUUCUGGUGAGCAAUCUACAGUUCAGGAAACAGAUUUCAAAAAGAGAUUUUUUUUUUUCCUACAUGGAGUCAAAAUUGACACAGUGCAUCCUACAGUGGAUUUGUACUUGCUCCUUUUGCAUUUUUUUGUGAUUUUGUUUGCAGGUUAACUUAGCUACCUUGGCAUUGCUGCAUAUUUGACCUAUGAGAGAUAUGCCAAUAGAUUUGAACAGGGUCUGGUAUUAUGUUCUUAGCGAUGAAUGCUUUUCUAAUGCCUUUUGAAUACAUUUGUAUUUAAUGUGGCUGUAAUGACAAAAGAUACAAAAGCUGUAUAAAUUUUGGAAUAGGUGUUAAUCUUGUUUAAUCCUUUUUUUUUUUUUUUAAAGAAAAAAGUGGGUUUCUUUCAAUCUUUUAAUGGCAAGACACAAGACUAUUCCAACUGGGCAUUUCAAUCCAUUUUCUAGGUGCUUUAGAGAUAAUUGCUAGGCAGUGCCAGUUUGGGGCGUUAGACCUUUGUACCUGUAAAUUGGCCUCUACACGCAGUGCAGAAAUCAAUGUGGUUUCUCUUUAGCCUUGCAGUAUGCUUCUCGGUGGUAGUAUGCUCUUUCUUUUCUUGUGUUUUUUUUCCUCUUCUCCUUUCCUUUCCUUCUCUUUUUCUUAAAGAAGAAAUGCCAGGAUGUCCUAGAACCCAGACAAAGAAGUGCACUUACACUUAGAAAGUAACUCGCACCUAACCUAAAAGUCUUGGUCUUCUCUUAGUCCAUUAAAAAGUUCUGCUUUCUUCCAGCUUGCAUCGAUUGCUACAGCAUUUACUAAUUUGACUUUCACAUUUAAAUGGUUCUGUGCUAAUCAAAACUUAACGUUAUUAUUGUUCAUUAUGGUGGAAUCAUUACUAAUUCAUGUACUUUGUGUUCAGUUUUGUGCCCUGGAGAGAUGCACCAAUUGUCCACUUAUCAUGCACUGCCUAAUGUUUAUAUGAGAAAGCAAAACAUUUCAGCUUGAUAGUUAACACAUCAGGUAGUUUUCACUGCUCUAGGAGACCUUUUUUUUUUGGUAUUGGAAUGGCUGAGCAAAUAUUUAAAAGUUUUUAAUAUGCAGCCAUAUAUGGAAGGGAGGUUCCUGUGAUUUUGCAGUGGGAGAUUAUAUGCCCCCACAUUCACUAGAAAAUGGGAUACGUGGGUUCCAAACUAUGACUGAUGUUGAAUUACUUUGGUAGUCUGGCUGUAUACACCACACACACACACACACACACACACACACAGGCAAUUGCAUGUUAGCAUGUGUAUGUCUAUAGGUAUCUUUCGAGUUAUGCUGGAGUGGCAAAUACUUUCUCCCACUUAGAUUUGCUCUCUGCUUAGAGUAGCCUGAAACUCUUACUGGCUCAGAAUCAGAUUCUUGGCCAGCCCCUCCCUUAAAGCUACAUUGAGCUGCAUUGCCAGCUUAAGGCACUUUUUAAAGACUAAAUAUAAAUCUGAUUUUUAAAAGUUAUUUUUUACUUUAAAUAGUGUUCUGGUGUAGGAUUGUUAACCUUAUAUGAAUAGAUAAUGCUUAUAAGAAAAUGGGCGUUAGAUAUUUCUCAUGAGUCAAAAUAAAGCAGCUUUUUAUUUGAAAAUAAAAACCGGAAGCACAAGUGGGUGGCGCUUGCUUAAUGCUGUUGAUGUUUCUAAAAGUUUUUACAUUUAGAUUAUAUACCUAAUUCAUAUUAAAAUACCUCUAAUUAGCACUGUUUUGUAGAAAAUCUGACUUCAUUGAAUAUUUUUGUAUUUUACAUGGGCCAGUUUAUAUCCUCUUACUUACACUAUUACUUCCUAUAGCCACAUGUUCUUUGUACCUUUUGUAGUUUUGUUCUUUGUACUGGGUUUACACCUUGCUGGUCUCACAUGCUAUUUGGUUCUAGGUGUUUCUCAUGUUUUAGCAUUUGUAUAAAGAAACUGGUCCAUGUAAAUACUUUUCAUGUUUUUUUCUCAUAUGUUUAAACCACUAGUUGAUGUAUGGUGUUUAGAUAUUUGCCUGUCCAAUUUGCUCAACAUACUGCUUCUAAAACAAACAAUAAAGAUUCUUUUAUUUCUUAAGGAAA
Molecule: messenger RNA, 3824 nt
Organism: Leopardus geoffroyi (Geoffroy's cat)
Lineage: Eukaryota; Metazoa; Chordata; Mammalia; Carnivora; Felidae
Gene: LAMP2
Product: lysosomal associated membrane protein 2
Exons: 9
Coding region: 38-1447 (469 amino acids)
Biological process (GO): cellular response to starvation; autophagosome maturation; protein targeting to lysosome involved in chaperone-mediated autophagy
Cellular component (GO): autophagosome membrane
Source: RefSeq, a predicted model, not a curated record